CGUCUCAUCGGAUUGAACACCCAAUUUGGAAAGACAUUUGACGAGAGAGAUAUAGACUAACAGCAACACACUGCAAAAAAUUGUUCGUAAAUGUUUAAACUAAAAAGUUUCGUAAAAUGUCGGACGUUGAACAAGUGGAAGAGGAAAUUGAAAUAAGUGCUAGCAAUGCAAGCUCGAAUCGGUGUGUGAAUGUGACAUUGCAAAUUUUAUUUUCGACGCCCGGUCUCGUCGUGCUAGUGGUUCUGUAUUCCGUGAUGGGUGCGUUGAUAUUUCCGUUGUUAGAGGCACCGAACGAAAUCAACACGGCCAUGAGUGUGUCGAAUAGCAGAGAGGAAUGCUUGAAAGAGUUAUGGACGAUUACAGAGCGUCUGAAUGUGCUGUAUGAACGCAAUUGGACGUUGCUGGUGCAUGAACAACUCAGACGAUUCGAAGGUACGAUUGUGGCUGCAACGAGAGGCGGUCUGGUUGAAACGAUGGGUGAUAAUAGAUUUCCACGGUGGUCGUUUAGUGAGGCAUUACUGUAUUCCGUGACAGUGAUUACAACAAUCGGACACGGCAAUCUAACACCCCGGACAUCGGAGGGCAAAAUCGUUACCAUGCUGUAUGCAUUGUUCGGUGUGCCAUUGAUGCUGAUGUGCUUAUCGAGCUUGGGCGGUUUUCUGGCCGAUGGUCUUCAAUGUACAUGGCAUACGUAUUCAAAAUUAUGUAGAGCUCGUAAUGGAAAUAAUGAAAAUGAGAUGCACGAAUGCGCUCAAGAAGAGGAUGAGAUGGAUUGCAACAUUUGUAAAUAUGACGCUGUUUGCAAGGAAACCAAAAUGCAGACAUACGACAAAUACACUCCCGUCAACGAUCGAGAAGAUUCCUGCCACUUGAUACACAAUUCACCAGCGAAAUCAGUUCCAGCGUCAAAUCAACACCAAACUGUCUGUAUGCAAACACUGAAGAAAUCCGGUACGCUUUCCAACCAACAUCACCCACAGCAAUAUUUAUUAUCAUCGAGGGACUCGCACCCAUCAUCAAAUCAAAAUCAUCAUCUUAACCAAAUCCAUCAGCAUAUGGAAAACGAUGUACAGAAAUCGAAUCCGAAUUCAUAUUAUCCGAUGAAUCGUAUGCAAUGCCAUAACCAUGUUACCGCACAACAAAUAAAUUCCAAUUAUCAAGGAAUCCAAUUACAUGGGCAUUUACAAAAUAAAAACGAUAGAGCUGAUCAUCGUGUUCAACAACAGCAGCAGCCGUACCAUCAUCAACAGCAGCAUACGGCCACUGUUCAUGGAUUGGGUCGCAGUAAAUUCCUUCCGAAACCAAUGCCGCCCGAAAUAAAUAUGCUGCUGGCUGAAUGUGAUAGGAAUUGCCAUCAUGAAUACGCAGACACAGCAACGCCAAGUUCGAACAAAUGUGGCGGAAACUUGGAAACACUUGAAGACGACGAUGAUGACGAAAAUAGAGUCGGGUGUCAGCAUGGUACACCGUCACGUAUGCCACUGAUAAAACAGUCCAACAAUGCGCUUAAACCGAGCGAAUUCAAUGCGAACGCUAUCAGCAGUGAGCAGCAAGAUGAAAUCGAUCACAAUCGUCAAACAACCCACAAUCCACAAGUGCCAAUUACGAUAAUUCUUUUGAUUUUGACGACAUACAUUUGCAUCGGAACAGUAAUAUUUUCGUUGUGGGAAAAUUGGAGUAUCGUCGAUGGUGCAUACUUUUGUUUUGUCACACUGUCCACCAUUGGGUUCGGUGACCUGGAACCGACAAAGACAUUUCAUGGUCCCGAACUGCAACUGUUCGCUUGUUGCUCCUAUUUGGUAUUGGGUCUGGUGCUGGUGGCCAUGUCAUUCAGUCUGCUGGAAACGCAAUUGCUGUGGAAGUGUCGACGAAUGGCAGUACGACUAAAAUUGGCACAUGAUUGAUUGUUCGAUGGGGUGAGCAUAAUCGGCUGAUUGGAUUUUCGUUUGGAUGUGUGAAGAGAUGUGCGUGUUGUGAAAAUCUGAAAAUUGAAUGGAAAUUUGGAGAGGGCGAAAGUGAAACAAUCGGCGAUACUAAUUACUCCAAAAAAUAAUCAAAGGAUUUUUAUGGACCGGUAGAACGGUAAAACGUGUGUCGAAUCGAAAUUAUUUGUUUUUCAUACACUUGAAUCAGAACAAAUAAAAUUGAAUGGAGUGUGUUGUUCCUUCACGAUUACAUUUUUCUAGCAGCGUUUAUCAGGAGCUAUUUUUGGCGAAAACGUUUAUUGGGAAAUUUUUUAAAAAUAUGGGAAAGUGCUCGUCCAAAAAAAGUCCCUCUUUGAAAAUACAAUUUUAUUGCCUGCCUUAUGCGAAAGUUGACAAUUACAUCGCAGUUUGUACUGUACGAAAAUGAUUCAAAACAUGCAGAAUAUUUUCGGUUAAUUUUAUCAACUUUCGCAUGUGGCAGGUAACAAAUCCGAAUACAUUGGACGCUGCUACAUAAUUCGUUAAUUCUAAAACAACUUCGUGUCGCAAAUUUUGUUGCACCUUGCUGCGGUAACUGUUUUUGGACAAGAAUGGUGAAGCCUGUUGCUCACAAAACACACUUGUGAGUUUGAGAGUAUCAGAAAACUGUUACCUCAUGUAAUCAAUUAUUUUCGCGGCAUCCAAUGUAAUCUACCAAUAGUAGUGAGCAGCCAGAAGAAAUGUAUUAGAAACAUUUUUCCUGUUUAACAAAUUCUCUAAACACUUUGACAGAUAAAACGCGCAAAUUGUGAACGGAAUCUACUAAAUCUAGUACUUCAAUACUCUGGUACAAUACAGAUGUGGAUAAUGAUUGUGGGUUGAAGAAACGAAAAAAGGAGAAUCGAAUUCGAUAAAUGUUUCUAAAGUUAGUUUGGUCGACUGUUUUACAUUUCUUUCGACAUUUCAUUAUAAUCAACAGAGCUUCAAUUAACUGGUUUCAUAUGUAAAUAUGGAAAAUCUUUCAUAUCACCUGUAGACAAGAUCCAACAAUUUCAAUCGAAUUCAUCUUACUCAUUUCACAUGCCCUAGCGACGUUACGUACAUAUCUUAAUGUUGUGGUCAAGUGGCAUGCGGAAUGACUAUAAUUUAUUUGUAUUGUAAUUGAUGGAUUUUCUAAAUUCUUUCCCAGCAAUUCCACUUUUCUCUCUAUUAAGUUUUUGAUGGAAAUAAAUUUUGAAAUAAUUUAAGCGAUUUUUGAAGAUAGAUAGCAAAACACAGCAAGAAUUUUAUCAAAAAAUAUGUUACAAGCAUUUAACACAGCUUUACUUCAUUUCCUUUGACAUACAGUUUGCUAUAAGUAAAGAGAACUAGGUAGAACCCAUCGCUUUAUUUUUCUUUUCAUUGGUAACAGACGGCCAGCUCAGUAAAGAGUUUUCAGCUUAUUCGUGAUCCAGAUGUGCUAAAUUCUAGAUAUGUUAUCCAUAAGUCCCGCUCUGUGGUUACGAGACAGUGUAACUGUGACUUGUGUGUAAUAAUAAAAAAUUGAGGAAAAGUAGGAUUUCCCUGUUUUCGGUGUAUGUUGAAGAGAAUGAUAUGUGUAUCUAGUAGUUUCGGACAGGGCAUAUUUUUGAAAAUUGAUUUGAAGAAUUCUCCAAGAUUUAGCAGAUCAAUUUUCCUAUUUGGUCCUGGUUCUCGUUUCGUAAGAAAAGACUGAUGAAUGAAUCAACAGUUUUCACGCUUCGACAGAUGCACACUGGCUUUUUUUCUGUCCCGUAGCUAGCGUUUCAAAAACUAUGUGAAACUUUUUGCAAAAACUUUUAAAAAGAACUUCAAGAAUAUCGGUGAAAAAUCUUGAGUGAUUCCCAAUUUAACCUUUUAGAAAUGGCAACCGUAUCACGAUAAUUAUGAAAUCUGUUUCUUCUUUCGUUCGCCUAAUGUAGUGUUUGAUUAUGAAUAAAUCUUUUACUACAUUUGUUUAAUCAUUUAUUUAGUCGUCUAUAACGGAUGACUAGUCGUUUCUGAAAGGUGAACCCAGCAAAGACGCAUUUUAUGCUGCCAGAUUAUAGAAAAGGCUCUAAGCAAACAUUCGAACGUUAAAAUGGUAAAAUCAACUGUGGAUCAGAAUAAAUUUUUUACUUCAUAUUUUUGUAAGAAGUGUAGUCAAACCAAAUGAGAUAUCGAAACUUUUUGUAAGUACUUCAGUAGAGUGUAUGCUAAUGAAAUAAAUGUCUAAGUUAUGGUUUAAGUAUAAAGCAAUUUAUAAGUAUAGUUUUCCUGCGAGAAAAUCAUUUCAUUUACCAUAAUGUACCGCAUUUCGCAGAAAUAGUAUAAUUGUUUCUACGUUUCAUUUAGAUCUAUUUAUUGAAAUAAGCGAUAGUAUUGGAGAACAUGGUUGUCUUCGCUACAUAUCGUGUAACAAAACAAAAAAAGAAGUAAAAUUAAUUGCAAAAGUUUGUAAUAAAAUUCAUUUAAAAUG
Molecule: messenger RNA, 4380 nt
Organism: Bradysia coprophila
Lineage: Eukaryota; Metazoa; Arthropoda; Insecta; Diptera; Sciaridae
Biological process (GO): potassium ion transmembrane transport; stabilization of membrane potential
Cellular component (GO): plasma membrane
Molecular function (GO): potassium ion leak channel activity; outward rectifier potassium channel activity
Source: RefSeq, a predicted model, not a curated record